Messenger RNA from Cladophialophora carrionii CBS 160.54, 1128 nucleotides. RefSeq lists its product as uncharacterized. Lineage: Eukaryota; Fungi; Ascomycota; Eurotiomycetes; Chaetothyriales; Herpotrichiellaceae. The record is from RefSeq and is a predicted model, not a curated record. The transcript has 2 exons. Bases 1 to 1128 code for a protein of 375 amino acids. Gene Ontology annotation, molecular function: zinc ion binding; oxidoreductase activity.
AUGACGAUCCCAUCAACGCAUAAAGUAGCCAUACUGGUGAGACAUGAGGAUGGAGCGUACCACUUCGAAGCCAAGACAGUCCCGAUUCCCGAGAUCGGCCCACGCGAUUUACUAGUCCGGCUGUCAGUUACAGGAGUGUGUGGCUCAGAUUUUCACCUUGCAGCAGGUCACCUAGGUCCGACAUGCGACAUUCUCGGUCACGAAGGUGUUGGACGAGUUGUGAAACUCGGCUCUGCCGUUGAUCCGUCGUUCGUCAAUGUCGGCACUCGGGUUGGUCUCGGCUGGGUACGCGAUGUCUGCGAAGAAUGCUACUGCUGCAUGUCGCCCGGCGGAGAGGGACGCUGUAUGGCGAAGCUGUGUUCGGGAUUGAGGAGAGACGGCACUUUUGCAGAAUACGCUGUAGUCCCUUCACGGUACAUCAUUCGAAUCCCAGAAGACGUCCCCGAUGACCUGGUUGCGCCAAUUCUGUGCGGAGGGGUGACAGCUUACAAAGCGAUCAAGGUCAGCGAAGCGGUUCCAGGACGGUGGAUGUUGAUCUCAGGUGCGGGCGGCGGCGUUGGAGCAUUGGGCGUACAGUAUGCAAAGUCGAUGGGAUACCGUGUCAUCGCUAUCGAUCUGGGCGACGCCGAUCGCAAACGGGAGUACUGUCUCAAGCUGGGCGCAGAAGCAUAUUUCGAUGCAAGAGAAGUAGACGCCGCCAAGAUCCAGUCGCUCACCGGAGAUGGCGCUGCAGCAGUGUUGGUGAUGGCCAAUACGGGAAAAGCAUACCAAGCAGCAUUGGAUUUCGUUGCGCCACUUGGGACUGUUGUAUGUGUCGGGAUUCCAGCAUAUGAAGACAAGGUGAGCUUCCAUCCGACACUCGGCAUCAACAAAGGCGUCCGUAUCAUCGGCUCCGCAGUUGGCACAAGAAAGGACAUCUGGGAAGCUAUCGAGUUCGUCCAGCGAGGCGCAGUCAAACCAGCAGUAGAGAUGGCCAGCCUCGAUGAUCUAUCUGAGAUCGCUAAGAACUUUGGAAAGGUGAGCGAACUCGUAACUUCGGUGGCCAUAUCGCUAAGAUCGACCCAGACUUCGGGCAAAUAUGUCAUCAGACUAGGUGACGAGGCAACCGGACAACCUAAUGGGGCUUGA